Molecule: messenger RNA, 1203 nt
Organism: Dissoconium aciculare CBS 342.82
Lineage: Eukaryota; Fungi; Ascomycota; Dothideomycetes; Mycosphaerellales; Dissoconiaceae
Exons: 1
Coding region: 327-920 (197 amino acids)
Source: RefSeq, a predicted model, not a curated record
UCGUGAUAUUCAUAUCUUUCCUUGUUCUCUAGAAUACGCCUUCGCCGCAGCGCUUACUUCACCUCAGACGCCUUAUUAUGGUCUGACAGAUUCGACGUGUUAUAAUCUGCCGCGUCUUGACCGUAAGCGCUCGCGCUCAAUACACUGCUCAAGACUUGUGAGCACGAGUGAGUGCUGAAGCUGUUAUAUUCAGAUGUUUCUGCGAGCAAGAUGUGUUCUCCAGACUCUUCAUCUACUAGCGAAACAAGACUCAGGAACGACCUUUUGCGAUUUCGAGAGGGAAGUCCCAAGAAUCGCCGCCACAACCAAAUCUAGGACGCUCAGCCAUGUGUCAACUGCUUGGGCAGUACUUUCCCAAAUGUACCCACUACGUCGGCUGUGCAUCUUUAUGCGACAAGGCUGCCAAGACCAAAGCCGAUCUGAACGUAUGCGAGAAUGUCGAAGUCGACCGAGAGACCGCUAAGACCGGUAUUCAUUGUUGCCAAGCGUGCUGCAAUGAAUCAAGGAGUCGUCUCAUGGAAGAGUACGACAGGCUGGUGGAUCAGGAACGCAAACUGCUUGAUCCCAAGAAAUGGAACGGUGAUCAGGAAAAAGAGAUCGCAAAAUGCAGAUCAAAAGUGUUAGCAAUGGAGACAAGACUUAAGAGCUGUCCCCGUCAAUGCUUGGGAUAUCAAAAGGAAGUAUCGGGCAUUCACGAAGGAGGCUACCUUGGGUACGUGAGGGCGCAUGCAAACGGAAGAGAAUUUGAUAUAGACCCCGACUGGUGGACGCUUAAGAAGAAUCUCAUCAAGUCGAAUGUCGAAGCUCUCGGCAAAUGGAUGCAUGGAACCAAUCUUGUUGAUGUGAGAGGAGAUCACAAUCCGGCCAAAUAUUGGCCACCCAACCCAGAGCACGUGUCCCCAUUCGUGAGGCGGGGGUGAUUUUCACCCAUUUUCAUCGCCGCGGAGGUAUCUUACAAAGUAUUGGUGGGCAUUCGCUAUUUCACUUGAUCAUGACAGUUGUUGUUGAGAAGAUAAGAAGUAUCCCUCGAGCGUUGUGUGUCUGGACUGUCGAGAGGAUUUGUUCGUGACGGCAGCUUCCUGAACGCAUUGAGAUGGUCAAUUUGUCCACUAUAUAGCUUUGCUGUACUUGCAUCGUUUGGCCUGAAAAUCCAUGUCAUCCUUGAAAUCAUGGCCGAACAUGUAAUCACUGUGUAGUCAAUCG